GCUGCCGCCAUUUUGAUCUCCCUGGCCGCCGGAGAAGGGCAUAGCGCGGCUUUUAGGAGAUAGGCAAAACAUCUGUGCCUGAAUAAAAUACAAGCAAGUUAGAAACAGAGAGAGCAACAUGUUGCCCAGGCUGGUGUACGUUUCGGCUUCUGCCUUUAAGGGAAGCAGUGCACUAGGUGCUGGUGUUCUCCACGCUUCCCGUUCUUUACAUACCAGUCAGCAGAGCUUGGCACCUCUCCCUCAACUGCCUGAGAAAGGAGGCAAAGUACGUUAUGGACUGAUUCCUGAGGAGCUUUUCCAGUUUCUGUACCCCAAAACAGGAGUAACAGGUCCCUAUAUGCUGGGAACUGGUCUCCUGACCUACUUGCUUUCUAAGGAAAUUUACGUAAUUAAUCAUGAAACUGUUGCUGCUGCAUCCAUUGGAAUAAUCAUCAUUUAUGGAAUUAAAAAAUAUGGACCUUCUGUGGCUGCUUUUAUUGAUAAACUAAAUGAGGAGAAAGUGGCCAAAGCUCAGGAAGUAAAGGAUACAGCAAUGAAGUGUUUGGAGCAAGCAGUACAAAAUGAGAAGAAAGAGCAGUGGAGGGUUGAUGGCAGACAUAUGUUGUUUGAUGCCAAGAGGAAUAAUGUGGCAAUGCUACUGGAGAUCAACUUCAGAGAGAGGCUACAUAUGGUUACUAAUGAGGUAAAGAAGCGGUUAGACUACCAAAUUGAUGCCCAGAAUUUAAAGAAAAGGAUGGAGCAGGAACAUAUGAUCAACUGGGUAGAGAAAAAUGUCGUCCGAAGUAUUACACCUCAGCAGGAGAAGGAGAGCAUUGCAAAAUGCAUUUCAGACUUGAAAAUAUUAGCCAAGGCUACACAGGCCCGAGCUACAGUUUAACAUCUUAAAGUCCUAUAGUGCAGAAGACAUCUUGUGACAUAUUUUGAAUGUCUAUGUAAUUAUUAAAGAUAUUUGCUCUUAAAAUUA
This is a messenger RNA of Polypterus senegalus (gray bichir), 964 nucleotides long. It is a transcript of the gene atp5pb, whose product is annotated as ATP synthase peripheral stalk-membrane subunit b. Bases 119 to 877 code for a protein of 252 amino acids. Lineage: Eukaryota; Metazoa; Chordata; Cladistia; Polypteriformes; Polypteridae. Gene Ontology annotation, molecular function: proton transmembrane transporter activity. The record is from RefSeq and is a predicted model, not a curated record. The transcript has 7 exons. Gene Ontology annotation, biological process: proton motive force-driven ATP synthesis.